Molecule: messenger RNA, 5383 nt
Organism: Octopus sinensis (East Asian common octopus)
Lineage: Eukaryota; Metazoa; Mollusca; Cephalopoda; Octopoda; Octopodidae
Product: intracellular protein transport protein USO1
Exons: 26
Coding region: 539-5101 (1520 amino acids)
Source: RefSeq, a predicted model, not a curated record
UCUCUCUCUCUCUCUCUCUCUCUCUCUCUCUCUCUCUCUCUCUCUCUGUCCCGUGUCCAUUCUCUCUGCCAGUUCCACAUCGGUCAGUUGUCAAUCCAUGUUCCAAGUGCACAAUCGCCUGAAACGGACUUGACCGACCAUUUCCCUAGACUUUUUCACUCUGGCUCUAUGAAAGAAACCAACACCACGGACGACAUCAUCAUCACCACCACCACCACCACAAGCACCAACAACACCACCACCACCGCCAUCACAAGCAACAACAACAAUAACACCAUAACCAAGACCAUCACCACUACUGCUGACAGCAACACCAACUACAACAACAAACACCACUACCACAAGUUGCAAUAUCAGCACUACUACAUCCGCCAGCACUAUUACCACCAUCAGGGAUACCCCUAUCUCCAACAUCACCAUCCCCAACCACCACCACCACCACCACAACUACCACCAUCACAACCAUCACUUCCAAAAACACCACUACUAUACAACCACCAUUAACAAUAGCAACAACAGCAGCGGCAGCAGCAGCACUAUGUCUGAUAGUAUACCUCCUAUGGAUGACAGCUCUCAUUCUCAGCCUGAAGAACAUGGAAGUCUUGGUGAAGUUCACGAAAAAGUUGCUCCAGCUGGACAUGAUGUCGACAAUCCUAACCAGGAAUGCCUUCUCUAUCUCUGGACACUCUACAAACAAACAGAGGAUGAAAAAGUCCAGAUGGAAGAUAGUCAUCGGCGUGAAAUGGAAGAAGUAGACCAAUAUGUGGAACAUAUUCAGCAGUUGUCUGAGGAUGGGGAGAUCACCUUACAGACCCUGGAGUUUGAAAAUAAACAGCUUAACGACAGAAUCACACAGCUAGUUGACAGUCAAAGCUCAGUGCAAAAGGAGCUGAGAAAAAUGUUGGAAGAUGCUGAUCUUCAUACCAUCUUGGAUUUAAAAUGCCAGGAUCAGUUCGCUUAUCUUCUGGCAGAGCGAGCCGAGCUGCAGACCAAAGUAAAAUCAAAAAUCCAAACAGAAACUUUGGAAGUGCCGAUGACAGCUAUUGUUAACAAAGCAUCUACAUGUAAUGGCAAUAUUUCAAAGGAUGCUGAGAUUGAAGGAAGAGAUUCCGUAGUGACAGUAGCAGAGACUGCAGAACCUGUAAAGGCAUCUGCAGCAGCGGUAGCAACAGCAGCAAUAGCAGCAACACCAGUAGCAUCACUCAAAACCACUGACAUCUCCAUCCAGGUUGAAAUGAAAUUUCAAGAGCAGUUGGAGACAGAUUUCGAUGAAGAACUUCAGAAAAUCCAUGAGAAAUGGCAAAUGUCUGAAAAACGGAUGAAGGACAAGUACGAAGAGGAAGUGAACACCGUUCUGGAAGAGAAUGAAAGGAUGGAUGAAGAAUUGACGGAAUUAAAAAUAAAGGUGGAUCAGUCAGAGAAAGUUAUCGAGUCUCUACAGAAAGAGCUGGCAUCGUACCAAAAUUCAAAUUUACUAGAAGAGGACAAUGUAACAACCCCUACCAAACGCCGAUCCUGUGAUGUUGCUCUUCGAAAGGUCAUUGAAAAUAAGACAAAGGUUGAGACUGAACUCGUGUCACUGAAGAUGCAGGUUCGAAAUCUCGAAUAUGAUAAUAAAAACCUCAAAUCACAGCUGGAGCAGGUACAGCAGAAGGCCGAGUUGGAACGAGACCACCAGCAGCAAAUGCGCUACAAAACCACCAGCCUACGAUCUGAGAUGGACAACAUGGAGCAGAAGCUGGAAGAUCAUCAGAAGUCUUCAGAGAAGCUUCUACGAGAGAGAGAUGCUAGCCAUGCCCAGGUGGAAUUACUGAAGAAGGAGUUAAAGGAUAUGAGAGUGCAGAAGGAGCAACUCGAGACAUGGCAGGACAUUGCUGAAAUAAUGAGCAAUGACAAGAAGAACUUGAUGGAGAAAGUGGAAUUGUUGAAUGCUGAGGUGAAAGAGAUCCAAGCAAAGAGAGAUGAAAUCAUUAAAGAGAAACUGCAGCUGAGUGAAGAGGAAAUGGUGCUGACAAACCAGUUGGAGGAAUUCCGACGGGAGAUUGAGGAGCAGAAAUCUGACUAUAACAAAGUGAAGAACGACUACGAGCGACUAAAAUGUUCUAAACUGGAGCAGUCAGCCCGCAUAGAUGACCUUCAGACCAGUGUCAACAAAGUGACCAAGGAGAAAGAACAGUUGGAAGAUCAACUGGAGAAGGCAAAUGAGUACAGUGAAAGUCUAAAGGGAACUGUUGAGGAACUGAAUGGGGACAUUGCGAAGUAUAAGAUGGAAAAAGAAGAAGAAGGAAAGCAACAACAAGUGGUAACUGCACAACUGCAGGAGCAGAAUGAAGCCCUCGGUGAGCAGCACAACAGCCUGAAGCAGGAACUUCAGAAUCAGCAACUGAAGACGGACGAACUUCUUGAGGGUCAACAUCAACUGCUGUCAAAACAUGAAGAAAUGUGCAACAGUCUAGCAGCUGAGAUUGAUGACUUGAAAUCCAAGCUGAAGUUGACUUUGGAAGAGCUAGGUCGAGCCCGUAGCUUGUUAGACGAGAAAACUGAAAAGUGUGCUGCUGUUUUAGACUUAGAAACUCAACUAGAAGAGACCGAGUCACAACUGGUGACAGUGACCCAUCAGUAUGAAAUGAGUCAGGUAGAGAUAGAAGAGUUGAAGAAAGAAACGGCUAAUCUGAAGACGAAAUUAGCAAAUGCUCACACAGAAAUUCAAGAUAUCAGCCAAGAAUAUGAAGUGAAACAGGAAGAAUCGCAGGAAAAACUAAACACUGUGGAACACAAUCUACAGAAUGAAAUCAAAGACAUGCUGGAAGAGAAAAGUAACCUUGAAAGAGAUUAUAAUGCCAAAUUAACGAAGUUACAGAUGGAAGUAGUUGAUUUCAACAACAAACUCCAGUCAAGACUUACAGAGAAAAACGAUUUGGAAGAGAAGUUAGACAAAGUGCAGAUUGAUUUGAAGAACACAGAAAACCAACUGCUGGAGGCUAAUUCUGUUAAGGAAGAUCUUUCCAAACGUCUUGAGAUAGUCUCAGCAUCGAAAGAGGACAUUUCCGAGAAGUUGGCAUUUGCAUUGCAGAAACUCGAAGAAGUAUCACAGUCCAGGUACUGGAACCAGUCGAAACAGUCUGUACAACUGGAGGCCAGCUCUGAGGUGGACGGUGGCAAGCCUCAGGAUAUUCCUCUGGCUGUAGUAGAACCGGAUAACUAUCAGAGCGAUAAUUUCGGAACACUUUCGCCUAGCCAUUCAAUUAAAACUGCACACAAAAGCGGUGAAGAUGAAGGUAGUGAAGAUGAAGAAGGAGAAAAAGAAGAUGAAGAAGGAAAUAAAAGAGAUGCCAAAGAUAGUGGUGAAUGUGAGAUGGAGCAGUCAACAUGUUUAUCGGAAAGAAACCAAAGGCCAUUGCUAAUUGAAAACACAUCAGAUGAAUUUGUGAUAUGUCUGGAUGCCAUGGUGAGAGGCAGCACCAAAGGAGUUCAGAUUUCUAAGAGCUUCCAAAGAAGAAUGGAACAACUGAAGAAUUCUAUAAAUGGGCUUGAUGCCAAAGGAAAGGGUUCUGGCAUCUUGGAGAGGUUUUACAAUGUUAUGGAUCUUUUUGUUGACUUACAAGACAACCACAGCCAACUAUACCAGCAGAUAAACAAACUGAUGCAUUAUGCAAAAGAACGGAAGCAUGGGAUUGAACCAGCUGUGACUCAGUCACAUGUCUCAGCAUUGGCGCAGGAAAGGAACAGUGAUGAUGAAAGAAGCCAAACGGCAAGUGAAGUAAAACUUGGCGUGUCACAGAAUCAGAAUCUCAGUGAGUCCAGCCAUAAUGAGGAAAGAAUAAGCUCCAGCUGCCAAAAUGAGAUCCAAAAGGACAAUCAAGUGCAGCUUGAGAAUCUACAGAUGGUCUUGAAGGAGAAUUGUAUGUUGAGGCAGCAACUGGAAGCAAAGCAGAAGGAGAUUCUUCAGUUACAUCACGAUGUCACAGUGGCUCAGCUUUCAACUAGUUCAAUACAGACACAGCUUAGUGUUGGCACUUUAGUCAGAAAUAGCAUUGAGAACAACAACAUUGCCUCAACACCUGUCUGUGAACUUACCCAGGCUUACGACAAACUCAGCACAUUGUUGGGCAAAAGCCUCUCUUUAGAAAAUGGUGGCCAAAUUUUUCCGGAAAAUCUUGACCAGUGUGAUCAAUAUGAAGAUGAAGUGCAGAGCUUGGUUCCACAAUUAAAUGGUAAAGAGGACAAGCUGGAAGACUUGAGGAAAGUAAAGACCAUUCUCGUCAGAGCUGGAAAGGAAAUGAAACUGUACAAACAGCGACUAGAAGAAGAAAAAAUCAAAAACAAGCAGCUGUUGCAGUAUCAGAAUCAGUUGAAACAGGAGAUGCAAAAGAUGCAGAAAGGAAUGAUUUAUAACGCAUGGCAGCAGAAUGGCAGUAACCAGAGCAACAAUAAUAAUAAGUGUGAUAUCAACUGUGCCAAUAGCGACACCCACCAGUUGCACAAAGAGGUUACCGAUCUAAAGAUGGCGCUGUUUGCUGCGAACGAACGGCAGGAGAUUUUGCAAAGAAAAUACGAAGAUCGCAAGCUUCGAAUCCGUGCAAAAUUCCUGAGAGCCAGGCAGUUACACAACCAGGAAAAGAUGCUUAUGAAGGAACAACUUCGCCACCUGGGAGAGGACUUGCUGGUCACUCGGUCAAUGUUUAACAAGGAGCAUGAACUGCGUGAAGAGCGAGAAGCCAGUUACAAGAAACUGGCCAGUGAACGCCGAGAGCUUUUCUCAAAAAGUGGAGAACAAGUGGAGAUCAUCCGCGAGCUGACUCGGUCUCAGUCGAGACUGGAGGUUCAGUCAAAAUUCCUCGAAGAAGAAAACAAACGUCUCCAGGAGAAACUAAUUGCAGCCAAUCACAGGCAGAGUCUGUCACAACGUGCCAAUCACAAUUUAAUAUACCCUCACCAGUUAACAAGUCCGAAAUCUUUAGAGUUUGAUUCCAUUUUUGAGAGGCCACUGUCUCACUCAAACAAAGGGACAUUGCCUGACACGAAACCAUCCUUCCAAACAAAUAUCAGCCACAUACGCCAAAUAGAACUGAAACAGAUGGAAGACGAAUAUGAUAUAUGAACCAUAUGUAUCUAAUAUGCAGGUAGCUAUGUCUGUGUGUCCAUGUGUCUCUAAGUAAAUGUGUGUGUGUGUGUGUUUGUGUGUGUGGAAGAGAGAGUGUGUGUUUAUGCAUGUAAACCAUACUUUUUUUGUUCCUCAGAAUUUAAAAGAACAAAUAACAACAGAAAAAUACAAAUUCAUAGAAAAAGGGAAUACAAUUUGUUACCAAAUUCUUCCAAAUGAAGGAGUAAUAUAUAUACAUACAUAUAUAUAUCUUCGGUUGCCUACUUUGAUUAUAAUCAC